Messenger RNA from Antechinus flavipes (yellow-footed antechinus), 2474 nucleotides. It is a transcript of the gene C3H11orf52, whose product is annotated as chromosome 3 C11orf52 homolog. Gene Ontology annotation, cellular component: extracellular exosome. The record is from RefSeq and is a predicted model, not a curated record. Bases 1390 to 1758 code for a protein of 122 amino acids. NCBI's taxonomy places the organism in Eukaryota, Metazoa, Chordata, Mammalia, Dasyuromorphia, Dasyuridae. The transcript has 4 exons.
GAUCAGGAAAGUCCUUGUGUAGGGAGUAGCACUGGCUUCCUCUGAGCUCUGAAGGGAGAUGAGUUUCUAAGAGUUAGAAGUAAGGGAGAGAUUUUCAGGCAUAGAGAAUGAUCUCUACACAUGUUUAUAUAUGGAAGGGGGAGAUAGAAUAACACAUAUAAGGAAUAGCAAAUAGGCCACCUUGACUAAAAUAUGGAGUCCUGGGAGAAUGAAUAUAAAAUUAAUCUGGAAAAGGAAGACUGGAGCCCUGGACCUUUCUAUUGCUGUCUGGAAGGUCCCCAACUUUAGUUCUCAGAGUUCAUAGCAUUCCUUGACUUGAAGCCAUUUUUAACAUCAAUGUCCUUCUCCCCCAGUUAUUUCUUCACUCAAAAAGAUCGAACACUCACUAAAUCCACAAAUAUCAUGAAAAACAUAGCAGAGAAUAACAAAAAGUUCAAAACAUUAGAGUAGUGUUGGAGUUCUGUAGAGUUUAAAAAGUGCUCUUCUUUUGUCUCUUUUGCCCCCAAUUACUUCUGGUUUUUAGUUGCAGAGUAGAAUGAUUUUCUAGUCAUUACAGUUAAGAAAUCAGACUCAGAAAUACUAAGUGUGCUUUCAGUAGAACUGCAUUCAAAAUCUGCCUUAGUCAUAGUAACAUUGAGGAAGUUAACCUCAAUUUUUAAAAAAUUAGUAUUUCCCCCCAGUUUUCCCUUAUCCCCACCACCUCAAUUUUCUUAGCUCUACAAUGAGAAUAAUAACAGUACCUAUCUCAUAGGUUUUUGUGAAGAGCAAAAGAGAUGUGUAUAGCUCUUGGCAAGCCUUAAAGAGAUAAAUGUGAGCUAUAAUUAUUCUGUCGUUGAAAAUUAAACUGAGCCUUAGAAAGAUUGAUUUGCCUAUAGUCACAGAGCUGGUAACAGGAUUCAAAAACAAAAUCAAAACCAAAAAACCCCCUCCAAAGCCACAUUGGAGGCUCUAUCUAUUAGCCAGCUCUGGUCCUUCGGGUCUAGCGCUCAGGGCGCUGUGUUCAGGGUUUGUGCCUUGCCUUCGGCUCUGGCUUCCUGCCGGUAUUGGGUGAAGCCUGCGCGGGGGAGGAAGACCCUUUUCCAGGCCCUGGAAGCUAACACUUCUCCCGUCUAGUUUCUUGCGGCGGGAGCCGAGAGUCGGGAGCGCCAUCCGAGGAGCCCGGAUCGAGGCCCGAGGCCAGCCCGGGCCGUGGGCCCUGCCCCUUCCUCCGGCCGGGAAGGGCCCACCUGGCGAUCCUUCCAGCAGGUGGCACAGAUAAGCCGCCUUGAGCAAGGGGAGAAAUCCGACACUGACACACGGCUCUCUGGGAGCCGCCACUUGUGGCUGGACAGGAAACCAGGAAAUGCGCUCUCCUUGUGUGUGGAAGCACACCCUUGGGGACAGAGCACCAUGGGAAACCAGCUCUGCUGCGGGAGAAGCUGGAGCUGCCCAUCAUCAUUCCACAAGAAAAAGAAAAGAGGAAGUCAUGCAAAAAGAAGAACAGAGAAGCAGCCACAGAAAAGCACAAAGGGCCCUGAGACGGUGGGACAUACCUAUGAAGUGGUGUCGGAGUUGCCCGGGUCUGGAGAGGGGACUCGAGGCCCUCAGUCAGAGGACAGCAGCUUGCAUUACGCAGACAUCCAAGUGUGCAGCCGUACCCAGCCGAGAUCUGCCCGCGAGGUGAAGCACCUACAGAUACAGAAUGCCACCGAGUAUGCGACCAUUAGAUUUCCCCAAGCCACACCCCACUAUGACAGCAAAAAUGGUACCCUGGUGUAAGCCCCGGUUAUGAAGCACUGUGGAACAGAGAACAUGGGGCAGGACAAAAGUCCUACACUUCUACAAGAGAGAAUCUGAGACUGUCGGGGACUAGGCGGCAGCCCUCCUUUCUUUGUCAAUUUCAAAGUGUCUCUGGGCUCCCUGGAGUUUUAAGACCUGCUUCCCUUUUCGGGGUCUAUCUCUAUAUUUUAAGAACAGUUUUGUUGGUAUCAGAAACCGAAGGUCGGAUGAAUCUCCACAAACUAACAGAGAUAGGCUCAGUUUCCAAGUCACAGGCUAGUCCCUUGCUCCCACACAAAACACAAAAAAUGUUGGUAACUCGAUAAGCAAUUGGACAAAAGCCUGAUUACCACCUGGGGGUAAUGUGAUCUAGAGGAAACCCCAGAAGCUAGAGAAAAAAAUUAACCCCUGAAGAUUCUGCUUCCUGAAAGCGCCAUGUCCGUGUCCGGUAUGAAACUAGCAGCCUCCCGUCCAUCCACUCGUGGAAAGUGGACACAGAAGCCCCUCCCUUGGACGAUAGUUCAUACUGAUACAAGGGGCGAUCCCAUGGUGGGGAGGGGAGCAUCUCUAGGGAGGAGUGGGGACCAUGCAGGAAGCUGGCUGAGAUCGUCCUUGUUUGCAAGACCAGUUUAGGCGCUCGGAGCCUCAAGGGCCGGCCCUCCCUGUACGGAGAAAGGAGAUCCUACGGGAUGAAUAAACCGAUGUGAAACACGCUG